Lolium rigidum is the source of this 2050-nucleotide messenger RNA. RefSeq names its product U-box domain-containing protein 4-like. NCBI's taxonomy places the organism in Eukaryota, Viridiplantae, Streptophyta, Magnoliopsida, Poales, Poaceae. The record is from RefSeq and is a predicted model, not a curated record. The transcript is spliced from 2 exons. Gene Ontology annotation, molecular function: protein binding. The coding region runs from base 157 to 1554 and encodes 465 amino acids. Gene Ontology annotation, cellular component: nucleus; cytoplasm.
GCCACCGCCGAGCCUGUGCACGGGCAUUCUAUACAUCGUCGUAUACGUGUGCGUAGUGUGUACACAUCAGUAGGACAUUGCUCACCCAGCCCAACCACCACCUUCCCCCUCCCCUCAUCAUCACUCCCGCGCCCGCCCCACCCGCCGACGCACGCCAUGGUCUCGCUCGCCGGCUCCCAGAUCCUCUCGCCAACCCACGGCCCCUGCACCACCACCUCCGCCUCCUCUACCCGCCGCCCGGGCCACUCCAUGCGCACCAUCCGCUCCGCCCUCCUCCACCCGGACUCGCCCCCAGGGCCCGCCUCCCGCCCGCGCGCCACCGCCCACACCUCCGACGCGGACUCCGACAUGGAGAACCUCACCGACUCCGUAAUCGACUUCCGCCUCAGCGAGCUAGCAGCCACCGCAGGCCCCACCCACCCAGCGGCCGUCGCCAAGUCCUCCUCCGCCAACGCGGCCGCCACCGACAUGCUCGACCUCUCCCGCGACUUCUCCGACUACUCCAGCUUCAACUCCGACAUCUCCGGCGAGCUCCAGCGCCUCGCCGCCGCCGCCUCCGCCUCCGCCACGCCCGCCAGAUCCGACCCCACCGUGGAUCUAAACGACCUCGAGUCCAUGGAUCUCUCCGAAGCCGCCUCCCCGCUCUCCCACAUCGAGCCCUUCAUCCACGCCUGCGUCCGCGCCCUCUCCCCGGACUCCCCGCCCGACGCGCGGCGCGGGGCCGCCGCCCGCAUCCGCCUCCUCGCCAAGCACCGCUCCGACAUCCGCGCCCUGGUCGGCUCCUCCGGCGCCAUCCCCGCCCUAGUCCCGCUCCUCCGCAGCACCGACCCCACCACCCAGGAAAACGCGGUCACGGCCCUCCUCAACCUCUCGCUCGAGGACCGCAACCGCACCGCCAUCACGGCGGCCGGCGCCAUCAAGCCGCUCGUCUACGCGCUGCGCACGGGGACGGCCCCCGCCAAGCAGAACGCCGCCUGCGCGCUGCUCUCGCUCUCCGGGACCGAGGACAACCGCGCCACCAUCGGGGCCUGCGGCGCCGUCGCGCCGCUCGUGGCGCUCCUCUCCGCGGGCUCCACGCGCGGGAAGAAGGACGCGCUCACCACGCUCUACCGCCUCUGCUCCGCGCGCAGGAACAAGGAGCGCGCCGUCAGCGCCGGCGCCGUCGUGCCGCUCGUGCACCUCAUCGGGGAGCGCGGCACGGGCACGUCCGAGAAGGCCAUGGUGGUCCUCGCUAGCCUCGCCAGCAUUCCUGAGGGCCGUGAUGCCGUGGUGGAGGCCGGCGGGAUUCCGGCCCUGGUUGAGACCAUCGAGGACGGGCCUGCCAGGGAGAAGGAGUUCGCGGUCGUCGCUCUGCUGCAGCUCUGCUCCGAGUCUUCCAGCAACCGGGCGCUUCUUGUUCGAGAAGGGGCCAUCCCGCCGCUUGUCGCGCUCUCGCAGUCUGGCUCUGCUCGUGCAAAGCACAAGGCUGAGACUUUGCUUGGCUACCUGCGCGAGCAGCGGCAGGGUGGCGGCUGCAGAGCUGGACUGGGCGCAGCUACGAGCAUGGCUCGGUAGUGCGCUAGUUAUGCGAUGAUGAAGCGACGAGCUUGGCUAGGUAAAUGCAGUACUGAUGUGGCGGAAUAGAGGUAGUAUGCUUGGUUUAUGUUUGACCUCGUCUGCUCCGUUCUUGAUUCGAGUAUCGAGAACGGAGUAGUAGCCCUGUAGGGAUGGGGCGCGAUGAUCAUGUGUAAAUAACGGCUGGCUUUUGGCUCGGUUAUGUGAAUACAUGUGUGGUCUGCGAGUGAUGGAUGGUUAGAUCUUAGAUGGUUUGGUUACUAACAUCAGUUGAGAGGAGGAUGAUAGGACUUGGAUUGUUGCUGAGGCUAAGUGAUGCGGAGUUGUAGGUGUGUACAUGAUGUUAGGGUGGCAAUAUGGUAUUCUUGCCUGGCUUUGUGAGGUUAUAGGGGGAAUGUUGGGUAGCCAACCAUGCCAUUUUUACUUAUGUUUGGAGUCCAACUUCCCCCCUGUUACGUUUUAUCUAGUGUGACCUGUUUUGCAGACCUUUUGUUGA